Messenger RNA from Colletotrichum spaethianum, 384 nucleotides. RefSeq names its product MFS transporter eqxG. The transcript has a single exon. Gene Ontology annotation, molecular function: transmembrane transporter activity. NCBI's taxonomy places the organism in Eukaryota, Fungi, Ascomycota, Sordariomycetes, Glomerellales, Glomerellaceae. Bases 1 to 384 code for a protein of 127 amino acids. The record is from RefSeq and is a predicted model, not a curated record. Gene Ontology annotation, biological process: transmembrane transport.
AUGGUAACUUCGUUCUUCUACGGCCUCCAGGUAUGGCUGUACAUUGACGUUCCGAUGACAUAUAAAACGGUGUACUCUUUCACCACGGCAGAGGCUGGGUUGGCCUUCGCGGGGAUGGGUGUGGGUAUGUUCACCGGUCUAAUCAUCUUUGGCUUCUUCACCGACGUGAUUGUGAAGAGGCUGGCACGGAAUGGAGAAAGUUUGCCCGAGCAUCGUCUCCCAUUGCUCAAUGGAGCGGCCAUCCUUGUUGUGGUCGGUUUGAUCAUCUACAACAUGGCGGCCCGGCCCGAAAUGUCCUACCUGUUGCCGCUGGUUGGAAACUUCCUGAUCGGCAGUGGACUAUUCGCCAUAACAGUGAGUCAUCACUCGGAUCCUGUCUUAUGA